AUGGCAGAUGAUAAGGAGGCACUUGCGCCUGCCAAUCCCCGUCUCCUGCAGUCCUUCGUGGUGCUCAACGCCCGUGGCACGCGAAUUACCACGACGGCCGCCACGCUGGGGCGCCUGGCUCUCCCUGGCACUUUCUUCGGCUCCUUCGAUUGGGGCUCGCAGGAGCCCGAGGAGAUCUUUCUGGAUCACGAUCCCGCUGCCGUGGCCGCAGUGCUGACGGCCUUCGCGAAUGUCCGCUUCGGCACACCGGAGGCCCUGGGUGCAAUACGCCAUGCGGCGGCCCAGAUUGCGCCCGCCUUGCGCCCUCUCCUACACUUUCUGGGGCUGGAGUGGCUGUGCGGCCUGCACUUUGCAUCGAGCUUCGACGACAGCCGCGCGUGCAGUGCAAGGUGCAAGGAAGACCUCUCGCGCGAUGGCUUUGUCUGCUCCAUGGAUAUCUUGCAGCAUCUGGCCGAGGGGGCCGGCAAGAACUCGUGGACGCAGCUGCCCGAGAUUGCGCUGUUGGAUGAGCAGGUGGAGCUCUAUGGUGUCGGCGACGAAGCAUUUCUCUUGGAGCAAGGAGGCUUCGUGCCUCUGGGAGAAGCUCGUUGCUGGGACGUCCCUGGAGAAGGUGACUGCCAGUGGUCCUUUGCGCCUCAGACGCGGAUGGUUCUGGACCUGGGACCUUCGCGCGCCGUGUGGCCCACAGGCCUGAAGAUGGCGCUGCUCGUUCCGGAUCUCCUGGCUUCGACGGAUGCGUUCAGCCUGGACAUUCGUUUGGAAGGAGUUGGCGAAUUCCAGGAGGCAACGGAGAUCCUGGCGUUGGCGGUUUUCCGAAUCCGUGGGCGAGAAUCCGGCAGCCACGCCAGCAGCUUCCUCUGUGACCUGCCAGUGCCCGAAAAUCGCCAAAGCGCAUUUCGCAUGCUGCGCCUGAGCGCGACGCUGCAGGACCGGCGCGUGGGCUGCCUCUCGCUGCAGAUCUACGGCGAUCUUUUCCAGAACCUCCCGCUGGAGUUGCGUGCCUUCCCGCGUGACAACUUCGCUUUUACGGCGGAGUACAGCAAGUACGAGCGCGUCGGCAAAGGGAAGACCCCUUACCAUGGCAGCGCCGGCUUCUACCAGGAGUGGAUCUAG
Symbiodinium sp. CCMP2592 is the source of this 1113-nucleotide messenger RNA. NCBI's taxonomy places the organism in Eukaryota, Dinophyceae, Suessiales, Symbiodiniaceae. The record is from the annotation of a GenBank genome assembly.